Wallemia mellicola CBS 633.66 is the source of this 522-nucleotide messenger RNA. RefSeq lists its product as hypothetical. Gene Ontology annotation, molecular function: structural constituent of ribosome. Bases 1 to 498 code for a protein of 165 amino acids. The record is from RefSeq and is a predicted model, not a curated record. NCBI's taxonomy places the organism in Eukaryota, Fungi, Basidiomycota, Wallemiomycetes, Wallemiales, Wallemiaceae. Gene Ontology annotation, cellular component: mitochondrial large ribosomal subunit. The transcript has a single exon.
AUGAACCAAUUUACUAGACGAUUAUUCAGUAGUACAUCUACAAGAGCUGUCACACGCCCUAUAUCCAGACCAGAUCCACUAAAAAAUGCGAGCAAAUUCACUUUAGAAGAUGGUUCAGAAUUCAUCGUGAGGCCACCACCAAGCAGCGCAGAAGCAUACGUAGACGCUAAUAGCGUAGUUUCACCAUUAUUAAAUAACAACACUCCUAGAGUGGAUGCAUCGAACGCACCUAGUCUCCAUUCACGCAAGAAGACAUUGAAUUUUAACUUAUCGGAGGCAGAAAUCAACGAAAUUAGAAACCUUCGCUCGGAGGGUCAUUCAGGUAGCAGUCUAGCAAAGCGGUUCAACUGUAGUUCUGCCUUUGUCGCUAUGGUAGCCCCAGCAACAAAAUCAGAGAGACAAUCUCAAAAAUUGGCACAACAAGCUCAAAAAGACGCAUGGGGAUUUAACAAGAAGCUUUCACGUGCAGAAAGACAAAAGAGAAAGGAAUUCUGGUAGAUUUGAUAUUGUUAUUUUUACAUG